GAUGUGCUAGUCCAGAAGAAAGUUGAAAUUCAACAUAAAUUAUUGACAAUAAGAUGAAGUCAAAAUGGAAUUUCGGAAUGUUACUAGUAUUACUAUCAUUGCUAUCGCUGCUGGAAUCAGAAGAAAUAAAUGAAAAUCUUAUUCAAAGUCCAACAGUUUCUUGUGAAGAGUACCAAGUGAAUGCAUAUCGUCUCCCAAUAGCCAUUAAACCUACAUAUUACGAUCUGACUGUGCUAGUUAAUAAUGAUUUUUCUUUUGGUGGCCUUGUUAAGAUUAAUGCAACUGUUCAGGAAACAACGGACGAAAUUGUUUUACAUUAUGGAAAAAUGAACCUAACGUCUACUUUAAUUCUCAUUAAUAAUAAAAAAAUAGAUUUCAAAAGUUUCGACUAUGAUCCAGUCACUGAAAAAUAUACAAUGACACUCACAGAAAUCUUAGAAAAGGGUACCGAAAUUUUAAUUGUGGUUGAAUACGAUGGUGUCAUUCAGGACAGCCUUUAUGGAUUUUAUAAAAUGUCCUAUAUUAAUGAAAAAGGAGAAAGAAGAAAAAUUGCUGCAACACAGUUCCAAGCAGUUUAUGCCAGACAUGCUUUUCCUUGUUUUGAUGAACCUGCUUUCAAAGCAAUUUUUAAAAUACGGAUACAAAGACCAAAAGAAUACACAACAUUAAGCAACAUGCCUUUAAUUGGUACUGCAUCCAUAGGAUCUUUUGCGAACGACAUUUUUGAAGAAAGCGUAAAGAUGUCAACCUAUUUGGUCGCUUUUAUCAUAUCUGAACUAAAACCGUUAGGCAGUGGGAAUAUUAAAGUUUGGACAAGAGAAGAUGCUAUCAGUCAAGCAAAAUAUGCUCUUAGUAUUGCCGCUAAAAGUUUGGAAUUUUUGGAAUUCACAUUUGGACAAAAAUAUCAGAUCCAAAAAUUGGACAUGGUCGCUUUACCAAAAUCUCAUUUUGGUGGAAUGGAAAAUUGGGGCUUGAUCACUUAUAGAGAAUCAGCACUUUUGUAUGAUCAGGAGGAAUCAUCAGAUGUUAUUCAACAAUCUGUGGCUGUAAUUGUAUCUCACGAAUGCACACACAUGUGGUUUGGAAAUCUAGUCACGCCUGAUUGGUGGGGAUUCCUUUGGCUUAGUGAAGGUUUUGCCCAAUAUUAUCAAUUCAAAACAAUUUAUCAAAUCGAACCAACAUGGGGAAUGGACCAGCAAUUUGUGCUAAUACAGCAAAAUGCUUUUUUGAUCGAUUCGCUACCUUCUUCAGAACCACUUUCUAGAUUUGUUUAUAACCAAUCAGAUAUUGUUAAUAUGGCAGACGGCAUUUCUUAUGACAAAGGGGCCAGUAUACUUCGAAUGAUGGAAUUAUCAUUUGGAUCUGAUAUUUUCAAAUCUGUCCAGGAAUCGUAUUUGAAUGGAAGAAAAUACAGUACUGGAAAACCAGAGGAUUUAUUUUCAAGGAUCCAGAUUAAAAUUAAUUCGAGACUUGAUGCCUCUGUGGACGCUAUAAUGAACACUUGGACUAAAAAGUCUGGAUAUCCAGUACUUUCAGUAACUGUGAAUGGUGAUCAGAUCAAAUUGAGACAACAAAAAUUUUUCUUGAGAAAACUAAAUUUGGAUUCAUCAGUUGAACAAAAAUGGUGGAUUCCUAUUACCUGGGCUUCAAAAUCAAAUCCUGAUUUUUCUAUUACAACUACUGAUAAAUGGAUUAAUGGUGAUGAGGUUAUCAGAGUAAAAAGAAAUACAUCUGAUUGGAUAAUAUUUAAUAUCCAAGCAGCAGGUUUCUACCGUGUCAAUUACGAUACAGAUUCAUGGUUAAGAAUAAUCAGUACUUUAAAUAGUGCAAGUGUUAAAAAGAUUCAUGUGAUAAAUAGGGCAACUAUUAUUGAUGAUUUGCUUAAUCUUGCGAGAGCAAAUUUACUGGAUUAUAGUAUCGCUUUGGAAGGACUUCAGUACUUGAAAAAUGAAACAAGUUUUUUGCCAUUCAAGACAGCUUUCACCAAUCUUGAUUAUCUUAUCCGAAGAUUUUCUGGACAAGAAGGAUUUAGUGUCUUUUCCAAACAUGUUUUGAUGCUUAUAAAAAACAUACAUCAGCAAUUAGGUUUUGUUGAUAGACCCAGCGAUGAUAGACUGACAGUUUUAUUGCGUCGCGAAUUGAAUUCACUAUCUUGCAGCCUGGGACUUCAGGAUUGUAUUUCAAAAUCUUUGAAAUAUUUUAGUAAUUGGAAAAAUGGCGUCAACAGGCGGGUUCCAAAGAAUUUGAAGAGUGUCAUUUAUUCCACGGCAAUAAAAUAUGGUACUCAGGAUGAUUGGGAUUUUUUGUGGAAUCAAUAUCUGCACACGAGUGUAGUUUCGGAACAAGUCGAAAUUAUAAAUGCUUUAGCAUGUAGCCAGGAUCCGAAGAUAUUAGAACAAUAUCUUCGCUUUACCUCAAAUCAUUUUGAUGAACACAGAACCCAUAAACGUGAUCUCAGUGAUGUUUUUAAAUCUGUAUCAUCGUGCAGUUUAUUCGGAGCCAAUUUCGUUCUCGACUUUGUAGAUAAAUAUCAUAGAGAUAUAGUAACUUUAAAUAGAGGUGAUUAUGGACAAGUCUCAAGUAUUUUAUCGGAUGCGUCUCAGUUUUUAUCAACACAAAAUCUGAUUGAUAAAUUUAAACAGUUGAUACUAACACAUUAUAUUGAUUUCGAACGAAUCAUGCCUUCAUUACGCACAAAACUGGAAUUGGCGAAAUAUGAAAUGAGCUGGUACCAAAGGAAUUCACAUAAGAUUAUCAGCUGGAUAAGAACACGAUAACAUUAUAGCUUCUUCGUAUAAAUAUUUAUGAGCAUAAGACAUUCUAGUUUUAUUUUGGUUUGAAUAAUUUCUUCUACAAAACAGCAGUUUUAACAAAAUUCUAAAAAUUAUAG
Molecule: messenger RNA, 2890 nt
Organism: Belonocnema kinseyi
Lineage: Eukaryota; Metazoa; Arthropoda; Insecta; Hymenoptera; Cynipidae
Product: aminopeptidase Ey-like
Exons: 11
Coding region: 54-2777 (907 amino acids)
Biological process (GO): peptide catabolic process; proteolysis
Cellular component (GO): cytoplasm
Molecular function (GO): zinc ion binding; peptide binding; metalloaminopeptidase activity
Source: RefSeq, a predicted model, not a curated record